AUGGUCAUCGUAGAAACAGAACAGUAUUCAUUGCACGUCCGUGCUGGCGCAGCGCAGCAUUCACCCUCCCCGCAUCAAGCCAACACAACGGUACUCGGCUCGAAGCGCAAGGACGUCGAGGUCGCCCGCAGUACGGGUUCUGUAGUCGCUGUUCAGCCCGACCCAUAUGCCUUCCGCAAUGGAAUUUCAACGGACGAACAAUUGGCUUCAUACAGGAGGAAGAGGUCGGGGAAGCAGCUCGAGACAUACCAUCGCAAGCAAAAUGACUUAAUCACAUCGCUGUUAAAAACUCUCGAAGAGCAUACAGAGGAAGCACGGGUUGAGGAAGAGACGUCUCGACUACCUGUGAAAAUCGCAGUUUGGGCAAGUCUCAUUGGGAACUUCGUUCUCUGCAUUCUCCAGCUAUACGGUGCCAUUUCAUCCGUUUCCCUUUCACUUAUCGCCACCUCCGUCGAUUCUGUAUUUGAUUUUGGAAGCAACGUCGUACUCUAUUUACUACACAAGAAGGCAUUGUCUCUUGACCAUAAUAAAUGGCCAGUGGGUGGCUCAAGACUCGAAACGAUUGGAAACAUCGUUUACGGUUUCCUGAUGAGUUCCGUAAAUCUCGUUGUAGUGGUGGAAUCCGUACAGGAAAUCAUCUCCCACAAGAGCGGCAGUGACACAGACAGCUUUCACAUCCCUUCUAUCGUUGCCGUAGGGGCAGCUCUCGGAGUGAAGCUAAUGCUGUUCUUUUAUUGCCUCUCCCUCCGAAAGCAAUCUAGCCAGGUCCACAUCUUGUGGGAAGAUCAUCGCAAUGAUAUCUUCGUAAAUGGUUUUGGUUUACUUAUGUCUGCCGGCGGUAGCAAAUGGGCAUGGUGGUUGGAUCCCAUGGGUGCAAUUAUGAUCACCGUUGGUGUGAUGCUCGCGUGGGGGUGCACCAUUUACCAGCAAUUUGGGCUCCUUGCGGGCAAGUCUGCGCCGCGCGAAUUUAUUCAGCUGCUAGUGUACAAGGCGAUGACAUUUAGUGAUGAAAUCGAGAAGGUGGACACCGUUCGCGCAUAUCAUAGCGGUCCGGAUCUUUAUGUAGAGAUUGACAUUGUCAUGGACGCAAGUACACCACUUUGGAAGGCGCAUGACAUCAGCCAACAGCUGCAGGACAAGAUUGAGGUGCUACCCAAUGUUGAGCGGGCAUUUGUGCACGUGGACCACGAAACGACGCAUGCACCUGAACACCGAAAAUACGUCUAA
Messenger RNA from Fibroporia radiculosa, 1227 nucleotides. RefSeq lists its product as uncharacterized. The record is from RefSeq and is a predicted model, not a curated record. Bases 1 to 1227 code for a protein of 408 amino acids. The transcript is spliced from 14 exons. Gene Ontology annotation, biological process: transmembrane transport; monoatomic cation transport. Gene Ontology annotation, molecular function: monoatomic cation transmembrane transporter activity. Lineage: Eukaryota; Fungi; Basidiomycota; Agaricomycetes; Polyporales; Fibroporiaceae. Gene Ontology annotation, cellular component: membrane.